Molecule: messenger RNA, 984 nt
Organism: Punctularia strigosozonata HHB-11173 SS5
Lineage: Eukaryota; Fungi; Basidiomycota; Agaricomycetes; Corticiales; Punctulariaceae
Exons: 6
Coding region: 1-984 (327 amino acids)
Cellular component (GO): cytoplasm
Molecular function (GO): glutathione transferase activity
Source: RefSeq, a predicted model, not a curated record
AUGGUCUUAAGUCGACACUUGAGGGGAUUCUGUAGUCCACGUUCCGCGAGUGGAUCCGCAAAGACGGGCGACACCCUCCUGAGAAAGGUUGCAGUCUUCACGGCUCGUUUACCACGCAUACAGGGCCCUCAUUCCUCCUUCGUCGCAGGGCGUUACAUCCUCUACGUUUCCUACGGGUGUCCGUGGGCGUCGCGCACCCUCAUCGUGCGCAAGCUGAAAGGAUUGGAAGACGUGAUCGACCUCGCCGUUGUAUAUUACCACCUGGGCGAGAACGGCUGGGAGUUCCGCCCUGAAGUUGAAGGGUGCACGCCUGACCCGGUGUACGGGGCUAAGACGAUCAAGGAGAUAUACCUGCGCGCUGAUCCGGAGUACGCGUUGCGGCUCACGGUACCGGUGCUGUUUGACAAGACGUUGGGGACGAUCGUGAACAAUGAGAGCAGCGAGAUCAUCCGGAUGUUGAACACGGACCUUGACGAAUUCGUGACGGACGAACACAAGGGAGUGACCUACUACCCAGAGAAUCUGCGCCAGGACAUCGACGAGAUCAACGAGUGGAUUUACCACAAGAUCAAUAACGGGGUCUACAAGACCGGCUUUGCUACCACGCAAGAGGCAUAUGACGAGAAUCUGUACCCGCUGUUCGACGCCUUGGACCGCGUGGAGAAGGUUCUCGAGGGGCGGGAGUUCCUCGUUGGGCCUGGCAAAGGCACCCUGACCGAGGCUGACAUCCGGCUGUACACCACGAUCAUCCGGUUCGACGUGGGGUACCACGGCGCGUUUAAAUGCAACCUCAAGACGAUACGGCACGAUUACCCGAACCUCCACCGAUGGGUGCGGAACCUGUACUGGAACUAUCCGGCCUUCAAGGACACGACGAAUUUUGACCACAUCAAGGGCGGGUACUACGCGCUCAAGAAGGUUAAUCCCACUGGAGUGAUCCCUCGUGGGCCCGUGCCGCACAUAUUACCUUUGGACGCAAAGUGA